GCUACCUUCCUUGGUAGUGGAGGUCUCAAUGCGGGCUACGUAUGACAAACAGUCCUCGCCUUCUACAACGAUGAGCAUUCAUGAAGAGAAUCCGUGUUCUUCUAACCCAACUCUUGAUGGCCAAAGGUCGAGUCGCACCUGGUCCACGAAAAGCUCUUGAAUGGACAGGGACGAACUACGUCAUCGCACUUGCCCCCGGUGUCGGUCAGAGAGGCCGUCGCCGUAUGAAUCAAAUAUCGGGUCACGGCAAGAGGGAGAGCAUCAUUCUCGCAACUGAACUACAAAAACACCUUAGUUGAACGCCCAUCCUACGGAGACUUGUUCCUUGGAAUCUUCAGUCAGCACCCCCGCCGCGCCCCGGAUAACGAACGUGAUGGACGGCCUUGCAGGGAUCCUUGUUGCCAUCCUGAGCUUUCUAUUUCCGCCGCUCGGAGUCGCCAUCAUGGCCGGCUGUGGGGCAGACCUGUUGAUCAACGUUCUUCUUACCAUCUGGCUCUGGUUUCCCGGCGUCAUUCACGCCUUCUACCUCCUCUUUGUGUACUACGACCGCCGCGACAGAUACAAGAUUGGGGCACCACCUCUCCAACGAGCGCCGUUUGUGUGGAGCGACAAGGUGCAGUCCGGCGGCAUGGCGUAUGGGCGAACUUGGAUAUGAGCCAAGAAAUGGAGGAAGGAGGGGGGGAGCUGGGUUAUCAAGAACCUCGUCAGUUACGAUGUCUUCGUAACUUAUUUAUUUGCUGGAAAAUGAUGGCACCAUAGCGCCUCGGAUGGAGUUGUAAGCCUCGUAAACCGCAUUCUGAUCGAGAACUCUCGCUCGACG
This is a messenger RNA of Parathielavia appendiculata, 820 nucleotides long. Its product is annotated as UPF0057-domain-containing protein. Bases 374 to 655 code for a protein of 93 amino acids. NCBI's taxonomy places the organism in Eukaryota, Fungi, Ascomycota, Sordariomycetes, Sordariales, Chaetomiaceae. The record is from RefSeq and is a predicted model, not a curated record. The transcript is spliced from 3 exons. Gene Ontology annotation, cellular component: membrane.